AUGGGAGCGUUCCGGCUGCUGCUGAGGAGUUUGCUUUACAUGCUGGGACUCUCCAUCCAACUUAGUGUCGCCACCAGGCCGGCUGGACACGGGGGGGUGGAGAACCACAUCUCCGGGAACGCCAUGUUCACAGACGUGCCUCAUGACAUGACAGCCCAGAGAGGGCAGGAUGUGGAGAUGGCCUGCUCCUUCCGAGGGGCAGGGAUGCCCUCGUAUUCACUGGAGAUCCAGUGGUGGUACAUCAGGAACCACCUGGACUGGACAGACAGUCAACCCUGGACAACCAAUGAAGUGGCUCCAGAGGAGGAUAUGCCAAAGGAUGCUACAAAGAUAAGUGUUGUGAAGGUCGUAGGAAGCAACAUCUCCCACAAACUCCGCCUCUCCCGAGUCAAGCUGACCGACGAGGGCACCUACGAAUGCCGGGUCAUCGACUUCAGCGAUGACGCCGGGGCCCGCCACCACCGUGUCAGGGCCUACCUGCAGGUGGUGCCGCCUGGUGACAUCAUCGACAGCACGCACAACAACAACAACAACUUCGAGGCCGGGGACGAAACCAAGAGAGCAGUGGCGUUCGUUGACGGUGAAAACCUGGAUUCUCACGGCAGUGGAGGGAGAGAGCAUGCUCAUGGCCACCACCAUAAUCACGGGCCCCACCAGAAGCACGCCAAGCAGCCUUCGUCAUCGCCGGCUCACCAAGGCCACGGCGGCAACAGUCAGCAGCACAAGGCGGGCAAGGAGCUAAAGAAGAGGGACGUGGACAGUAACCACAGCCACAAUGACUGCACCAACGAGCCAAGCUGUGCGCUGUAG
Limanda limanda (common dab) is the source of this 810-nucleotide messenger RNA. Its product is annotated as V-set and transmembrane domain-containing protein 2-like protein. The transcript is spliced from 4 exons. NCBI's taxonomy places the organism in Eukaryota, Metazoa, Chordata, Actinopteri, Pleuronectiformes, Pleuronectidae. The record is from RefSeq and is a predicted model, not a curated record. The coding region runs from base 1 to 810 and encodes 269 amino acids.